UAGGGCCAAGGAGAGAUUGAACAUUUCAUUAGACAAGCCUUAGAGAGAGUUCGAGCCCUCGAACGGUCCGUCGACACUCACCAUAAAAUCGCGAAGAGUUUUGUGACCAUGAUGGAUGAUCGCUUGUUGGCCAUGAAUGGUGUGCUGUCAGGGUGCCAGGAAUGCAUAGAGGGGAAGGCUAGAAUCACGGCCUCUACUUCAGGGAGAACUGCGUAUCAGCUGCUCCAACCCUUGAUUCGCCAUCUUGAACAACAGGCAUCUGCAUUGACGGACAGUGUGCAAGAAGUGAAACGCUUGGCGGUAGUAGUAGAGCAGCGUCACUCCACCUUAAUUCGUGUCUACGCGGUGCAGAAGAAGCAGGAUCAGGCAAGAAUCAAGAAUGCCGAAUCGCGCUUGAAAGGAAAGCUCUUGGAUAUCAGAAAGCCCAAGAUAGCAAUGGCAUAUCAUAAGCUCGAAGGCUUGGAAACUAAACUAAAGGCCUUUGAAACGGAUUGGAAACUUCGGCAAGUGCAGUUCCAGGAAUUUGAGGAACUCGUUGACAAAGUUCAAAAUUGUUCAAGAGAGGUGCAUUCUAUCUCUUCGUAUAGAUUGCAACAUUCUCAUCUUCCCCCAAGUUGAUGAUACCAGUUGAUGUCGAACUAUCAGAGCAGUCCACGAAUACCGAUUAGUGGAUAUCUAGCUGCAUUAAACCAUUGAGGCUCUUUAUCACCAUCUCCGCGCAAUGCCAGGCAAUGCCUGCUCGAUUGCCAGCCGGCUCCAGAGUGACCAUAACUAUGCAAAACCGGUACCGAAAUACUCCCUCUCUUCAAACGUAAACCGCUGUUUCGUACAGGCCGGAAACCGACAACUUCUUUCACUUCAAUUUAGUUGAGGUCUUCUGGCAUUGCUU
Molecule: messenger RNA, 889 nt
Organism: Lentinula edodes (shiitake mushroom)
Lineage: Eukaryota; Fungi; Basidiomycota; Agaricomycetes; Agaricales; Omphalotaceae
Exons: 1
Coding region: 109-618 (169 amino acids)
Source: RefSeq, a predicted model, not a curated record